AUGAUCAUUACUGGUGAUGAUUUAGAUGGAAUUGCAGUGUUAAAGUCUCAAUUAGCUUCUCAGUUUGAGAUGAAGGAUUUGGGGCCUCUUCGGUAUUUUCUGGAUAUUGAAGCUGCCUUCUCCCCAAAAGGCUAUCUUCUUUCUCAGUCAAAAUACACUUCUGAUGUUAUUGACCGUGCUCCUCUUACAGAUACAAAAGUAGUUGCCACUCCUUUUGAGCUCAAUGUUCAGUAUUCUCCUUCUGAUGGCACUCCCUUGCAUGAUCCUACUUUGUAUCGCACUAUUGUUGGCAGUUUGGUUUAUCUCACUAUCACUUGCCCCGACAUUGCAUAUGUUGUUCACAUUGUUAGUCAAUUUGUUGCCUCUCCUACUACUGUUCACUGGGCAGCUGCUCUUCGCAUUUUGAGGUAUCUUCGGGGUACUAUCUUUCAAAGCCUUUUGUUUCCCUCCACUUCUUCCUUGGAGCUGCGUGCAUACUCUGAUGCUGAUCAUGGUCGUGAUCCCACGGAUCAGAAGUCUGUUACUGGUUUCUGUAUCUUUUUGGGUGAUUCUCUUAUUUCUUGGAAAAGUAAGAAACAAACUGUUGUCUCCCAAUCUUCCACUGAAGCAGAGUACCGCGCUAUGUCAUCUACUACCAAAGAAAUUGUUUGGUUAAGAUGGCUGCUUGUAGAUAUGGGUGUAUGUCAUUCUCAACCCACUCCUAUGUAUUGUGACAAUCAGAGUGCCAUCCAGAUUGCUCACAACUCAGUUUUUCAUGAACGCACCAAGCACAUUGAGAUUGAUUGUCACUUCACUCGUCACCACCUGAAGCUUGGCACUAUCACUUUGCCUUUUGUUCCUUCUUCUUUACAGAUUGCUGACUUCUUUACUAAGUCUCAUUCUAUUUCUCGUUUUCAAUUUCUAGUUGGCAAACUCUCGAUGCUUAUUGUUGUUGCAUCGUGA
Humulus lupulus (European hop) is the source of this 942-nucleotide messenger RNA. RefSeq lists its product as uncharacterized. The record is from RefSeq and is a predicted model, not a curated record. The transcript has a single exon. Lineage: Eukaryota; Viridiplantae; Streptophyta; Magnoliopsida; Rosales; Cannabaceae. The coding region runs from base 1 to 942 and encodes 313 amino acids.